This is a messenger RNA of Labeo rohita (rohu), 706 nucleotides long. RefSeq names its product PRELI domain containing 3A (gene prelid3a). Gene Ontology annotation, molecular function: phosphatidic acid transfer activity. Gene Ontology annotation, cellular component: mitochondrial intermembrane space. Gene Ontology annotation, biological process: phospholipid transport. The record is from RefSeq and is a predicted model, not a curated record. NCBI's taxonomy places the organism in Eukaryota, Metazoa, Chordata, Actinopteri, Cypriniformes, Cyprinidae.
UAGGGAGGUUCCGUUGCACUUGAUUAGAUGAGGCGCAUCUCGGAGCCGGCAUAAUGGGAACAGAGCGUGAAAAUAUGAAUGUAUGAGAUCUACAGUCCACCGACGUUUGGAGGCACAUUCAGAUAGUCGCAAACAUGAAGAUUUGGAGCACUGAGCACAUAUUCAGCUACCCUUGGGAGACUGUGAUCAAAGCAGCUAUGAGGAAGUAUCCUAAUCCAAUGAACCCUAGUGUUGUUGGAGUGGACGUUCUCGAUAGAAACUUGGACACACAUGGACGUCUACACAGUCAUCGGCUCCUCAGCACGGAGUGGGGGCUUCCAGGGGUUGUCAGAGCGAUUUUAGGGACAAGUCGGACCGUCACGUACGUAAAAGAACAUUCCAUUGUGGACCCAGAAGAAAAAAAAAUGGAGCUUUGCUCAACAAACAUAACCCUAACUAAUUUAAUAUCAGUUGAUGAAAGGCUUGUCUACAGGCCUCAUCCAGAAAAUCCAGAGGUCACUGUAUUAACCCAAGAGGCGAUCAUUACGGUGAAAGGGGUCAGUCUGAGCAGCUACCUUGAGGGUCUGAUGGCUCUAACCAUGUCAGCCAAUGCAAGAAAGGGAUGGGACGCCAUUGAAUGGAUCAUUCAAAACUCUGAAAGGGAAAAUGUCCCUUUGUGUGACUUGUGUUGAACAGAGCGUAUGAAUGAAGACCACAUGAUCAACAG